Molecule: messenger RNA, 911 nt
Organism: Drosophila grimshawi
Lineage: Eukaryota; Metazoa; Arthropoda; Insecta; Diptera; Drosophilidae
Product: circadian clock-controlled protein daywake
Exons: 3
Coding region: 16-789 (257 amino acids)
Source: RefSeq, a predicted model, not a curated record
CGUUAGUCAGUGAAAAUGUUUAGUGGCAACUGGAUAUUUGUGGCGAGUGGCCUAAUCCUGUUGAUGGGUAGCCCUGGUGCGAGGGCCGAUCAUUUCCCUGCACCAUUGAAGCGCUGCCGUAUUGAGGAUGAGGCAUGCCAUGUGAAGCAGGCGCAGGCCUUUGUUGAUACCUUCAAGCAUGGCAUACCGGAGCGGAAUGUGGCACCCAUCGAGAUCAUAGAAUUGGGCACCUUGCGCAGUAAUAGCGGCGAUCCGGGCAGUUCGUUGCAGUUCAAUCUGGUCAUGUCUAAUACCACAUUGCAUAACUUUGCCGACACAUUGCGGUUCAAGUCAGUGACGGGCUUUACCAAGGACCUGACCAAGCCAAUGAAGCUCUCGUGGACCUUUAGCACAGAUUACUGCGAUGUGCAUGCCAACUAUGAUGUCAAUGGCAAGAUACUGCUGCUGUCCAUCGUUAGCCAGGGUGAAAUUACAGUCAAGCUGAAACAACUGCAGUGCAAGACACGCCUUACUGCCGUACCGGAGAAACGAGACGAUGGAAAUACCUAUCUCAAGAUCACCGACUUUAACACGGCUGUGAAAGUGGGCUCCGGUCACAUUGAUAUGACCAAUUUGUUCAAAGAUAAUGUCGAGCUGAGCGAGAGCACACUGCAGGUAGUCAACGAUGAGUAUGAUGUCAUAGCGAAGGAGGUGCAUCCCCAGAUAAUGAUAGCUACUGAUCGUGUUUUAAAGAAAGUCAUCCAAAAUUUGUGGGACACAAUACCAUAUGAGGAAUUCUUUGACAAUUAAAUAUGACUACUGCGUAAAUAUAGAUAAGUUUUAUACGAUGGGUCUUCUCUGAUCUAUUUUACGGUUAUGGUUGUUUAUAUGUUCUGUUAAGACUUCUGAAAUACAAUUAGUAUAAUGGCUAA